Prunus armeniaca (apricot) is the source of this 873-nucleotide messenger RNA. NCBI's taxonomy places the organism in Eukaryota, Viridiplantae, Streptophyta, Magnoliopsida, Rosales, Rosaceae. The record is from the annotation of a GenBank genome assembly.
AUGCAGUCCUACAUUGGUGUGUUGGCACGCUCCAGAGUCCCACUUGUGGACAAGAAAUGGGCUGAAAUCCCCAAGGAUAUAAAGGAGCAGAUUUGGGAAGCCGUUGACAUGGCUUUUGUGGUAGGUCAAGGGGGCAAGACCUCGGUGUUAUCUUCUGCUGCCAAGAAAUGGAAGGAUUUCAAGUCUACACUAACGAGGCAUUAUAUCCUUCCAUACAUCAAGGAGAGGGAGAAAUUAAGCCAACCCCCUGAAAUAUAUAAAUUCAUAGAGAAAGCAGAAUGGGAUGCCUUUGUAGCUUCAAGAUUAGGGAGAAACUUGAGUACAAUCAUCGAUUGUCUCGAAAAGGAUAUGCUGGUUUGGAGGAUCAAUUGGAGGAAACCAUGCCUGGGGGUAGAAAUUGAUCGAUCUACCUUAUGGAAGAAAGCUAGACAGGACAAACAUGGUAACAUCCCGGAUCCAAAGGUGGCAGAGAAAGCAAAAUUAAUUGAUGAAUUGCAAAAACAAGUGGCUGAAGGCAGUCUUAGUGUAUCUGGCAGUAAUGAUGUGUUGACCUUGGCUUUGGGUCCCGAGCAUCCAGGGAGAGUAAGAGGGGUAGGUGCUGGGAUUUCCCCUAGGCAAUACUUCAAUUUACCUAGACAACAGAGGGUAAAGUUUGCCGAUCAAUUGAAGGAAAGUGUAAGAAUUGUCCUUCAAGAAGAGACUAAGAAGAUGGAAGCUAGAUCAAGGGAAGAGACUUUAAGGAUGGAGGCUAGAACCAAGCAAUUGGUAGAGGCUGAGAGGGAACAUUUACUAGUCAGCUUUCCCAACUCAUCCCCAAUUUUGAUCCAAGCAUGCUUAAACCGAAAACUAGCCCCUGUCAAAACCAAGGUCUAG